Molecule: messenger RNA, 1979 nt
Organism: Vitis vinifera (wine grape)
Lineage: Eukaryota; Viridiplantae; Streptophyta; Magnoliopsida; Vitales; Vitaceae
Product: autophagy-related protein 18a
Exons: 5
Coding region: 101-1378 (425 amino acids)
Biological process (GO): nucleophagy; autophagy of mitochondrion; protein localization to phagophore assembly site
Cellular component (GO): extrinsic component of membrane; phagophore assembly site membrane; cytosol
Molecular function (GO): phosphatidylinositol-3,5-bisphosphate binding; phosphatidylinositol-3-phosphate binding; protein binding
Source: RefSeq, a predicted model, not a curated record
UCCCCAGCUUAUCUCUAUCACUUCUUCCUAAAUCUGCGUUCCGGAACGCAGAUUGAUUGUUGUAGACCGCCUAUAGAAUCGGUGCUACCCCGGUUGUCGGAUGGCCACGUUGUCGCCUCCUUCUUCGUCGGCAUCUUGGCCUCUGCCUCCCUCAGGCCCUAACCCCAACCCUAAUUUCCUCUCACCGCCCGUGGCACCGAACUCGCCUCCCUCCGCUUCCUCUUCCCAAACCAUAGACCUCCCAGAAUCUGAAUACAACGACGAUUCGGUUCCUCCGAGCGCUGACCCAACCCGUUUUCCCGCUCCGACGCUGCUCCACCUCUCUUUUAACCAAGACCAUGGCUGCUUCUCCGCCGGCACCGACCACGGGUUCCGGAUCUACAACUGCGAUCCCUUCCGCGAGAUCUUCCGCCGCGACUUCUGCGGCGAUGACGGCGGCAGCGGAACGGGGAUCGGAGUGGUGGAGAUGCUGUUCCGGUGCAAUAUUCUGGCACUUGUCGGGGGCGGUCCCGACCCGCAGUACCCGCCGAACAAGGUUAUGAUCUGGGACGACCACCAGACGAGGUGCAUCGGUGAGCUUUCCUUCCGGUCGGAGGUGAAAUCGGUGCGGCUCCGACGGGACCGGAUAGUGGCGAUUCUGCUGCAGAAGAUCUUCGUAUACAAUUUUGCUGACCUGAAGCUGCUACACCAAAUCGAGACGAUUGCUAAUCCCAAGGGACUGUGUGAGGUUUCGCAGCUAUCGGGAUCGAUGGUUCUAGUGUGUCCGGGGUUGCUUAAGGGGCAAGUUAGGGUUGAGCACUAUAAUUCGAAGAGGACUAAGUUCAUAAUGGCGCACGAUUCCCGGAUUGCGUGUUUUGCCCUCACGCAGGAUGGGCGGUUGCUGGCGACAUCGAGUAGUAAGGGGACUUUGGUUAGGAUUUUCAAUACUUUGGAUGGUACAUUGUUGCAGGAGGUAAGGAGAGGUGCAGAUAGAGCAGAAAUUUACAGCGUAGCUUUCUCUUCUAGUGCCCAAUGGCUGGCUGUUUCUAGUGACAAGGGAACUGUGCAUGUCUUCAGCCUAAAAGUUGAAUCAGGAUCAUUAGGGAGUGACAGAUCACGCAGUUCAUCUGAACCAAAUCUUUCUGUUCCAUCAGCUGUUUCAUCUCUCUCCUUCAUGAAAGGUGUGCUACCAAGGUAUUUCAGCUCAGAAUGGUCUGUCGCUCAGUUCCGAUUGCAUGAAGGUUCUCAGUACAUUGUUGCCUUUGGCCACCAAAAGAACACGGUUGUGAUCCUUGGCAUGGAUGGAAGUUUCUACCGAUGCCAGUUUGAUCCAGUAGCAGGUGGAGAGAUGACCCAGCUGGAGUACUACAAUUUCCUGAAGCCUGAAGAAACUUUCUAAACUCUCAAGAUGGAGGCAUGACUCUACUUUGGCAUGGUCGUUACGGCCGCUGUUGCUGUUGCUGCCGCUGAUGGUUUUUGUCGGGAAUGAUGGAAAUGACCGUAAAAAGUACUGAAAGCAGAGAAGAUAUGAGCAGUUUGGUCAUCUUUUUAUGUUUGUUUUUAAAUUUUGUUUUUAAGGUAAGAAAGAAAAAUAAUUUUAUAACAAUAAAGAUGUUUGUAAAAUUUGUUUUUAAAAAAUAAAAGUAAAAAUAAAAUUUUUUCUUUUGAUUUUAUAAAUCUAUUAUAAAUUCAAUUUAUAUAGAAUUUAGUUUAAGUUUUAUUAAAAAUGAAAAUAGUUUUGUAAUUAUAAAUAAAUUAAAAAAUGAUACAUUAUUAAUUAUAAUAAAUGUUAAUUAAAUAUUAUUUAUAAUUUUCAUUAAUACUAAUUAAUAAAACAAUUAAUGUUAUUUAUGACUUUCAUUAAUAUUCAUUAAUGAGAAUAUUAAUAGAAGUCAUUGGGAAAGCUUAUAAAAAAACUUUUCAUCCCCUAUAAUAUGUAUUCUUGGGCAAGAAAGGAAUUUAUUCAUUUAUCUCAUUAUUUAUGUCUUCCAUUCUCUCAA